GUCAGGCGCUCCUUCUCCCACCUGUCGCCUCGAGCUCCAAACCGCCUCUCUCUCUCCUAUAAAUACUCCUCCAACCCAUCUCAUUUCUUCACUUCUCUUCUUCGCUCCUCAAGUUUUAACCGGUCUACUUUCUCUCUCUAGCCUUCUGCCAAGUAAGUCCUCCAGUCCUCCUAGUCUUUUAAUUCUUCCAUCUUUCCAUUUUUGACCGGUAGGCUGAAGUCAUGUCUUCCUCUAACUCACAAAAUGUAUCCGGUCAAUCUUAUGGAUCGGGUUCUCAACCCUCUUUCUCAUCUGAGUCUUCUUCUCCCCCUGUCACUCCUUUGAUUCGCUGCCCCUCUCACCAAUCUAAUUCUCAGGCCCGGGAAAUAAUUGCCCAGGACCCUGUCCCUUUGAAUCAACUGCCGGGUCGAUUCAAUCCCAAGGUCCUUAGCUGGGAGCAAUGGGAGGAACGACUGGGAUCCUUGGGCUUCCUAUCCCUUGAUGUCAGACCGGUGUUCAAAGAGUCCUCUAGGGUCACCAAAAAGGUUCUGGCCGAGGUCCGUACCAUCCUCCCACCGGGCUACAAAGUCCUUUCCACAACCACCUGGCCCAACAUCAUUGAACCCCACCAGGGAACCUGGUUGGGUUUCCAUAUUGCGUCUCUGGAGGGAGGUAUUAUUUUUCCUCUCCGCCCCCUCCUCGUAGAAAUCUGUAACAAGUUCAAGAUUCUUCCCGGCCAGCUUACUCCAAAUGCUCACCGGUUUUUGAAUUGUUUUGUAAAUAUAUGUGAAAAUUUGAAAAUCGACCCUUCCCUUGAGCUUUUUCUCCACAUGUACGAAGUCUUGCCCGGGACUAGUAACUGCCCGGGCUUUGUCUAUUUCCAUUCCCGCAAUAAGAGGGGGUUUGUGACCGGUCUUCCCCCCAGCCAUAAGAGAUGGAAACAAAGAUUCGUUUUUAUUGAGUUUCCAUCUGACCAAUUUCCUUUCACUAACCCUGAGUGGGCUGACCGGGUAAUAAAACCUAAAAGGGUUCACCCGGAGCCUACCCCUGAGCUUGAAGAUGCCUGCGAGAAACUUCUCAAGGGUGAUCCUGUGACCGGUAAGCCAUACGCCUAUGGUGGAUGGGUAUACCGGUUACCUAACCCGGAUGGGGGUGAAUCUGCGACCCAUGACGCAGAAGAUGACUGGGCAAACUCCCCGGAUGGUCAUGCUGAGGCCAGUUCUCCUCGUCCAGACAUGAAUUUCAACAGGAUGACCACCAUCAUUGAAGAUGACGACGAUGAUGUCCAAGUCCUCCAUUCCAACCGGUCUCCCAAUCGCAACCCUCCCUCCCCUCCUCAAAACAUUGGAGUUGAAGGGGCCUCAACUGCUCGGUGCUCUUCCUUUGACGAUCUCAUUCGAGACAAACAGGUGAAGUCACCCUCAGCCCUCCAUUUCUCCGAAGGCGACCGGGUUGAAUCCAAGCCCAAGGAGGCCAGCCAUUCUUCUUCCCGUGCUAAGGGCCAGAAAAGGAAGGGCUCCCAUAAGAGUUCUAAAGGGGGCAAGAAGAAGAAGACCGGGUCGCUUGACUUGGAAGGGGAGUUGGUAGAAGAAGCCUUCCUUGCAUUGACCAGAAGACUCCAAAAG
Molecule: messenger RNA, 1604 nt
Organism: Cuscuta campestris
Lineage: Eukaryota; Viridiplantae; Streptophyta; Magnoliopsida; Solanales; Convolvulaceae
Source: the annotation of a GenBank genome assembly